Loa loa (African eye worm) is the source of this 2025-nucleotide messenger RNA. Its product is annotated as api5-prov protein. Gene Ontology annotation, cellular component: nucleus. The record is from RefSeq and is a predicted model, not a curated record. The coding region runs from base 59 to 1561 and encodes 500 amino acids. Gene Ontology annotation, molecular function: RNA binding. The transcript is spliced from 11 exons. NCBI's taxonomy places the organism in Eukaryota, Metazoa, Nematoda, Chromadorea, Rhabditida, Onchocercidae. Gene Ontology annotation, biological process: negative regulation of apoptotic process.
UUCAGGUAAAUUUGUUACUGUUGCUGGUACUGGCUUUUGGGCAAGGAAGGCUUUAAAGAUGAGCAGUGUAACAAUUGAUGAUGUUUACGAUGCAUGCGAACGUCUGGAUAAGGCUAAAGUUAAGGACGCCGAAGAUUACAAAGUUUUCAUUUCGGGCACCAAAGGAAAUGACGGAAAGGUGAAAAAGCUUUGUGCUCACAUGAUCGUUCGAUACUGGCAAGAUUUUACGGAUCUACGAAAUGUGGCAUUUUAUUCACUUGUUUCACUGUUGGAAGACCGAGAUCCUGACAUUCGAAAGGCAGUGAUUCGUGAAGUACCACAUGUAGUCAAGUCUGGAGAGCUUGUUGAUAAAAUUGCGGAUGUACUGUCGCAAAUGCUGCAGCAAACAGACGAACUCCAGGAAAUAGCUAUGCUUACCAACGUCCUUGUUCAGUUUUUGAAGUCUCAUCCGAAAGAUGUACUUUCUGCGAUAUUUGUUAAUGUUGUGAAGUCGGAGGAAGAAUCGGUACGUUUGCGAUUACUGAAGUUCAUCCAGCUGCAUGUACGCGACAUUCCAGUUAAUUUAAUGAACGAGGAAUUAAUGCUAUCCAUCGAGCAUCACAUCCGAGAGGUGCUUAAAGAUAUUACAGCUGUGGAGUUCGAUUUGAUUUUUAAUUUUAUGCGUUCGUUGGAGUUUUUCCGAACGGCGAAAGGACGCAUGAUAAUGUACAAAAUCGUUGUCGAUCAAAUGCAAAUUGAUGAACCAUUCCCUGCUAACGAUCCUCAACGAUUUGAUCAGAUACUAUAUUUCGUUGAACGAGCGCGAUUGCUUCUUUCGGUCAAUCAUCGAAGUAAUGAACUGGUUAACUUUAUGAUAUCCAAAGGCAUUCCUGUACUUGAAGAAGUAAAUGCGGCGUUACGCAUUAGAUUUUUGCGAGCUCUAGUUGAGCUUGCUCCGUUUUCCAAAUCAUUGGAACGUAAUGAUUUAAUGAUUCUCUCUGAUUAUUUUUCGAAGCUUAUACCUCCACUGCCAUCGGAACGUCCCGAUGAAAAUAUGGGAGAUAUGAACACAUCUUUGGAACAAGAAUUACGUCUCAGCGAAUUGGAAUCAACAUCUUUAGCUUUCUCAUCGUUCUGUAAAACAGACAAGACAGCUUUUGAUUACACUUUGGAACAUAGUAAAGAUUCAUCUAAUUGGCGAAAAAGAAUCAUUUACUUGGGUCGAUUGUUGCAACAGUAUAUCGUUUCGGCGAAUUCUGAAUUACAGAAGAUGCGUAAAAUGGAACCCUCCAAACGAGACACGAAUCAGCUUUCUUUUCAACAAAAUUCCCUGAAAAUGGCAGAAAACACUCUUCAUCUGACAAAAAUGCUUGCUCACAAAUCUCCUUCCUUUGUUUUUACCAUAACACCAAGCUGGAAGAUGGAAAACAGAAAGCGGGACCACGAGUCGGACGUUAAAACGGAACAGAAACGAAAAAGACCUCUUCCUGAUUUCUAUGUGCCACCUGGCGGAAAAUAUAGUGGCAUGUUAAAUCGAGGUGGCAGAAGGAAUAGUGCAGGAAGCCGUUUCAGUCGGCGUUAAUUUUAUAGUUCAAAUUCAAAAUUUCUGUUGAUACUGAUCUCUAACUUACUGUUAUGGUUGUACUGUUUUCAUUUCUUUUUUGCUGUUGUUUUUAGUUAUUAUGCAUAGAAUUACAAUUGGCAUGAUUUAUGCAUCGUUACCUAUUCACAGAUCCACAUUUUAUUGAAAACAGUCCAUGUAGCACCCGAAAUUUAUAUAAAUGUCGUUAGACUGUUUAAACAUGAAGUCAUUUUUUCUUUUUUUUUGCUGUUAUUUACGGGCUGCUCAUGUAAUGUGCAUCUUUUGCUUACACUUUUUUUGUUGUAGCUGUAUUCUUCAGGUCGAUGAAUAUGUUGCUAGCUCUGGAUCGCAAGAGCUAGUGAACUUUUGGCAGAGGCAGGGUAUUUUUAAAGAAGAAGUGUCAUUUUUAUAUGAAUUGUUGAUGCUCUUUUUGAACUGUGUGCCCUAAUCAGUUUUGUUGUCAC